AGCUUUCGUAGGAAACUUAAACUUUAGUAUAAAUCUGUUGCUUACUCUUGGGAGCUUUAUAGGGGAAAAGUUGCGCCCCUUCUCAUAAAUGUAUGUGUUCAAUGGCUGCAUGUAUGCAACAAGUGCUCAGCUGACAGAAGCUUGAACAUAUGGGAAAUGAGAACGCUUUCAAUGCGCAGCUGCACGCGCAUGUAAACAAACACCUGUAGGGCUUCGUAGAAUGUAAAUAAAUGCAUAGCGCAGAUGCGGCAAAUGUCAACGCAAACGCAGAGCAAUGCGGAAAGAGUGUAGCAAACGUCAAAUUCGUGCUCACAGUAUGUAUCCCGCUCGCACUUUUUAACAGUAAACGCAUUUGUCAUCCAUGACACAGAAACGUCAGCCAAACGUCAAAGCUAACGGCAGUAUACAUAGAAAAGUUUUUUGCAGUCGUCCUGAAUUUUUCACGCACAAAACGAAAAGUGUAACGCAAUCGCUACAAUAUAAUAUUUAAACAGAAAAAGGAGAAAAUGUUAUACGUUUAACAAAUAGCUGGAAAUUCAAAAUAUGAUUGUUAUCUAAUCGUGAACUUAGGGCCAAAGCCUUAAACUUGAUAAAUUGAUGGAAUGUCUAUGUGUAUGACAAUAUAGAAAAUCGGACAACAAUUUAAUCAGGCCGGAUAAGAUUUAUGUUGCGGCUCAAAUUAACACUUCAAGUGCUGCAUUAUGGCGAGACUAACUUGGGCCCGGAGUCGCCUCUGCCUUAGUGUUCUAUUGGUGUUCAUAUGUUGGGCACCUGACGUCAAUCUAGUUGCUGGCGAAACUAUUAAUUACAAUCUAGUGCACUCAUGGGCGGACAGACUAGGAUUGGAACUAUUUUCCCUGGGCGAUUUCAUCACCAGACGCAAGGAAUUACUAGAAAACUUUAAACAAGAAGGAGCAAAAGUAGUUCCACGACAGGGAGGCGCAAUUGUCGAAUCAAUGGCCAAAGAAGUAGAAAUGAUGAUGGAUCUUAAAGUCAGCGCAGUGCGACGAAUUAUGGAUACGGCAGAAAACACCGCCUUGUCACAUCAAAACGAUUUGGCGGACAAAAUGUUCUCAUACUACAAUGCCAAAGAGAUGGCGGAGCCCGGCGAACCGACGCCACCACCUCCAACAACUCCACCGGAUAUGGAUGACCAGAUUGGUGAACCACUCAUCUAUGUGCCGCCCAAGGUGUUGGUUUUGGAGCCAAGACCAGAAUUUCAUAACACGUCGGUCAACUUCAGCGUCAGUUCAGUGCACGUGCCUGUGAAUGUGUUUGAUCGAGCAUCGGAUGUUAUAAAAGCGAUUCAAUGGUCGGAGAAUUUGGAUCAAAUCUUUCGUGAUAAUUAUAAAAACGAUCCCAGUUUGUCGUGGCAAUUUUUUGGCAGUUCAACAGGCUUUAUGCGUCAAUUCCCAGCAUCGAAAUGGAAGAAGGAUGUUCCGGUCGAUCUAUAUGAUUGCCGAUUUCGCUCUUGGUACAUGGAGGCGGCGACAAGCCCAAAGGAUAUUAUUAUCCUAUUGGAUAAAUCUGGCUCAAUGUUGGGACAGAGGCUAGAUAUCGCAAAGCAUGUUGUCAAUACAAUACUCGACACGUUGGGUACAAAUGACUUUGUGAACAUCUUGACCUUUGAUAAUAAAGUCACCCCGCUUGUCCACUGUUUCGAAGAUCAGCUAAUUCAAGCAAAUCUGGGCAACAUCCGUGAACUAAAAGAAAAGAUUGAAACGAUUAAACCCCAAUCGAUUGCCAAUUAUACCGCCGCACUUACUUAUGCAUUUGAAAUAUUCGAAACUGCAAGACUUAAUUCGCGCGGAGCACUUUGCAACCAGGCCAUAAUGAUUGUUGGCGAUGGAGCUCCGGAAACUAAUGAAGAAGUUUUCCGGUUUUACAAUUGGCGUGAUCCGCUUUAUAGGCCGGUGCGCGUGUUCACCUAUUUAAUUGGUAAAGAGGUGGCAAAUUGGGAUGAUAUACGGUGGAUGGCAUGCGAGAAUCAGGGCUAUUAUGUGCACCUCAGUGAUACUGCAGAGGUGCGUGAAAUGGUCUUAAACUAUAUACCGGUAAUGGCUAGACCUCUGGUAUUGGGUAGGCACGAUCAUCCGGUUAUAUGGACGCAAGUUUAUGCGGACCUUGAGGAUACCAAGCUGUCCGAUCAUUUGUGGGAACUCAAACAAUGCGAGGAACAAAAGGAGGAUGUCCUUGAAUACAGACGAGUUCAGGACGCGAUGCUGGAACCCAGCCAAAUGCGUCAGCGAGCGUAUCAACGGACAAAGGAGACAUGGGACCAACCAGUUGACUCGGAUGUUUAUCAAUUCAUGACAACCGUGUCAAUGCCAAUUUACGAUCGACGUGAGAAUGCGAAUAUCACCGAAGAAGUUUUAAUAAAUGAAGCACUCUGGGAAUUGCAAACACGUGAGACAAGAAUCGCAAACAUUUUGGGCGUGGCUGGAACCGAUGUACCAAUAACUGAAAUCAAGAAGUUGCUGUCGCCCUAUAUGCUUGGCGUCAAUGGCUAUGCGUUUAUAGUAACCAAUAAUGGUUAUGUACUAUUCCAUCCAGAUUUUCGUCCUAUUUUCCAAGGAUAUAUCUUAAAACCCGCUUACAAUAGUGUAGACAUGAUUGAAGUCGAGCUGCUGGACGAUGAUAGAAUCGCCAGAGACUUUAACCCAGUGCUAAUGACGAUACGCGAUUCGAUAAUCAAUCAGUCGACUGGAAGCAAAUGGAUGUUAGUCAAGAAUCAUUUCGAUGAAAUGAAAAGAGUGAUUCGUGUCAAGCGGCAAUAUUACUGGACUGCCAUUAAAAAUACGCCAUUUACACUGGUAAUCACAUAUCCAGAGAAGUAUGGAGUGAAUCGAGUGGAACCACCAAUCGAACAAGAUAUCCACCGCACUCACAUUUCGGGUGGCAAAACAAUACGCAGCUUCUUUGAUGGCAAGCGAUGGAAAAUCCAUCCCGAUUGGCUUUAUUGCAAGCAAACCAACAAGACAUUCCGAACACCCGAAACAGAGCUACUUUAUUUUGUGGAUCGUAUGUCUGAGCCUGGUUGGCACUGGCCAUCGAGUCGAAGCGCAAUGCCCCCGGAACAUGCCGCGGCCAUAUACUCUAACAACUCAUCAACUGGCCGAUAUUCAUCAAUCAAUGAAAAAGAAAGAUACUAUUGUGAUCGCCAACUAAUGCAAUCUCUUGUCUUUGAUGCCCGUGUCACGAAGGGAUUCUUCGACAAAUCCAAUUAUGAUGAAAAGAGCGUUAGCGCAUCAAGCCCAAUAGCCGUAUUAAUGGGUUUGCUGCCAAGACACGAAUUCAAACAGCGAUUUGGCAUUAACGUCGUUUUUUUGGCCACACAAAGUGGUCUAACACGUUGGCAUGAGAUCCACACGAAUGCAGCAGAGCAGCCAGGUGCUGGUGAGAGCUUCAGUCAGCAACAUAAACGAGCAAUCGAUGAGAUUUGGUACAAACGAGCUGUCGAUCAAUAUUUUGUUCAUCAAGAGAGUUUUGUCUACUCUGUGCCUUUCGAUGCCGCCGAGAGUGGCUCGGAAAUUAUUGUAACUGCCAGCAAUGCCAUAUUUUAUAAUGAGAGUUCCAAAUCGGCUCCAGUUGCAGUCGUCGGUUUCCAAUUUCAAUACUCUGCCUUUUACAAGCUCUUCCACAAUAUAACCGGCAAUGCCUGUUCCAUAGAUGAUAAGGAUUGUUACAUAUUGGAUAACAAUGGCUUUAUAGUCAUGUCAACACAAAAACAUGAAACUGGACGAUUCUUUGGCGAAAUCAAUGGAGCUAUUAUGAAGCGCUUGGUAGAGGAAAAGGUUUACAAACGUGUUAUUGUCUAUGACUAUCAGGCAGUAUGUUUUGAGUUGCCAAAACCCAAUGACAACAAUGCAUCAAAUAUGGUACUUUCGCCGCUUUUCAAUCUGUUGCGUAUGAGCAAAUGGCUGCUGCAUUCGGCGCUGUGGUAUAUUGUUCAACUAUUGCAAUUGGCGCCCGGUGUUAUAGCCAAUUUUGAUAACUCGUUUUUGAAUUUAAGUCUCCCAGAAACAAAACAAGACCCAGCCGAAGAGAACAUCAACUCGAAGAACGGUUGGUUAAAGUAUUUAACAUUGCAUCGCACUCGCCUCAAAGCGUGUGACAUGCAACGCAACUUAUACACAUUAUACAAUGAAAAGGAUAACGUUGUCUACAAUAUGACAGCGCACGCAUGCGAGCGGCCAUUUGUAGUCUUGCCAAUACCUAACAGUAAUCUAGUGCUGUUGGUCAUCGAUCAGCUCUGUCCUCGAGAUGUCUCAUUGGUUCUCACUGUGAAUCCCCAAACGAUGAAUUAUCCAUACGAGACUAAUGAGUCAUCGUGCUAUAAAAAUGUUCACGAAUUCCAUCGAGUUCGUCCUGCGAGCUGCAUUAAUCGCCAUAUAAAUGAAAGCAGCAUCAAGUUGUGCGGCAAGGGCUCCAGAAUCUAUCUGAAUCUCAUCCUAUUGCUAAUUGGCCUUAUACUGAAUCGCCUGUUUAACGUUGGUUGCAUUUUUAAUAUAAAUAAUUAAUUAUUAUUCACUAUUAAUACUCCUACAUAUAAUGAUGAUCUUUUUUUUUUAUUACUACACUCAAAAAUCAUUUUGCUCUUAAUUUUAAAACAAAAAUUUAUUUGACUCUGUUUAUUCAACUCAUACAAAGCUACUCGAAAUUGUUUAAGGGGGCAUGCAUUAUGCUUUAUAUAAACUAUUAAAUCUGACAGGGUGCGAUACGUACAAUGAUAUUUCUACGUGUAAAUUCAGUAAAGGCCUUAAGAAACUUACAAAACAACGUAGACCAAAAUAUAGCUAGCCCUUCUCGGUAAUAACGUAAUCGAAUUUUACAAGAGGACAUCAAAGUUGUUGAUGCGAUACUCAAAUAUUAUAAUUUCGAAAUUAUUGAUAUAAGAACGUUGGGUGAACAAUUCUACAAUUGUAUAAUACAAAAUCGACAAAAAUUUCACUUAUGUUAUUUUCACGAGAAGGGCUCUUAAUAACAAAUUGUAGCAAAACAAACAAUUUAAUAAGUAUCUCUUAACGUAAUACUUGAUUUUAAUUGGGGAAACAACCUAAUUAUUGCUUAUGCUAGGUGAAUUGUAUAUAUAUAUAUGUGUAUGUGAGAAAUAAAGAGAAGACGACAUCCAUGAGUAUAACUGCGUGUCAAAUAUGUGUUACAAGCUUAUUUUUAAUGCCCAAGUUUGUAAGUAACACUUAGCUAAUUAUUAUGAAACAUAAAAAUACUUUCAAAAGUGCGAAAUGCGAGAAAGUUAGCCAUUUAAACAUUCAUAUAGACAAUUAGCUCGGUAUAUUAAAUAAAUUUAAGUAGCUUUUGUAUACUAGCUUAGCUUAGAAUAAAAACUAAACUUAAAAUCUAGAAUCAUUGAAAUGGCUUAAUACCAUAUUAAGUUAUUUUCUAAAGAUUUGUAAUUUAUUGUUUUUCUAUUUAAAACACCAAAUUCAUCUAUUAAUAGCACUAAUUGAUCGCAAACAUAACCCACAAGUACCUACAUAUGUAUAAAAUCGUUUUAUUAAUUACUUCUAACUUAAUAGAAAAUGCGAGCCAAAGAACUGAUCAGAUGCUGAAGUAUCAAGCAAAUGUAGAUCAAUACAUAACCAAAUGUCAUAAAUGAAAUAACAAAGAAUACGCAAAAGCAUUUAAGCUUAUUUGAAUACUAAAACAACACUAAAGUAAACAAAACAAAUUUGCAUCUAGAUUCCAAUAACAAAAAAGCUUUAUAUUGUGAGGUUUAAGUCGUCCUACUUAAGUUGAGUAGAUUAACUAUUCUAACUGCCGCGCAAAGGCUACUGUUAUUAACUAUUUACUCUAAGCAUAAUUUUCACAUUAUUUAUGUAUAUUUAAAUAAAAUUAAUAAAAAUUC
Drosophila albomicans is the source of this 5866-nucleotide messenger RNA. RefSeq names its product voltage-dependent calcium channel subunit alpha-2/delta-3 (gene stj). Gene Ontology annotation, cellular component: voltage-gated calcium channel complex. Bases 702 to 4520 code for a protein of 1272 amino acids. Gene Ontology annotation, molecular function: voltage-gated calcium channel activity. The record is from RefSeq and is a predicted model, not a curated record. The transcript is spliced from 24 exons. NCBI's taxonomy places the organism in Eukaryota, Metazoa, Arthropoda, Insecta, Diptera, Drosophilidae.